Messenger RNA from Blepharisma stoltei, 2373 nucleotides. Lineage: Eukaryota; Ciliophora; Heterotrichea; Heterotrichida; Blepharismidae. The record is from the annotation of a GenBank genome assembly.
AUGGAUCUAAGUGAGAUGAAUAAAGUUGCCUAUCUGCAAACUGAAAAUCAAAAUCUCAAAAUCCAAUACCGAACAGCAGAAGAGGAAUCGCAUGGCAAGUCUCUACAAAUAAACGGUCUAUUGCAGCAAAUAGACCUAUUACAAAAAAAACUAUCCAAGUAUCGAGAAGGGAAUGUUGAUAAAGAAAAUUUGAUUAAGGAAAAAAACGAUUCUUUAGAAAGAGCAAAGCUAUUAGAAAAUCAACUGAAUCUAGUCAGCCUAGAAAAUGAAGAUUUUAGAAAAGCAAACGCAGAAAUAUCGAAAGAUAUUUUAAUAUAUAUUAAAUUCCACCAAUUUUUGCUAUGGCAGUGUCUAUUUUUUGGAAAAAUCUAUUAAAACUAGAAAUAUUUGCCUAUAAUCAUUACCAAAACAUUAUAAUUUUAACUUUCAGAAGAAAAUUAAAGAUCUUGAAGAAAAUGCAGUUAUCUUCAAUAAACUAAAAGGCAAUUUAGAAGCAAAAAUUGACCAAUUAACGAAAGAAAACUCAAGAUUAAAUGGAGAAAUUGUAAAAUUGCAUCAAUCUUAUGAAGAGACUAAGAUUAAAGCUUUAAAUGAAAUUAUUGCAGAAUUAAAAGUAAGAACUGGUGAUCAUAAUAUUGAGAAAGAAUCACUAAAAAACGAAAUCGAGCAAUCUCACUUGAUUAUCGAAAGGCAAAAUCAAUCUAUCAGCAACUUGAAUACAUCUUUACGUUCAUCUCAAAAUAUUGUAAACGAAUUAAAUGAAAAAUUAUCUUACACUUAAUUAAAUUAUUCAUAAAUAUUUGUAGAUUAAUAAAACUAUUAUUAAUUUCAUAUAAAAAUAGGCAAUUAUCUGUACUCAGAAAAUUAAGGAAAAGCACCUAUUAAAUUCAGGGAAAAUAAGCAAAUCUAAUCUUGAACUUAGACAGGCUCAAGAAUUACUGCGUGAAAAUGAGGAAAAAUAUAUUACUCUAAUAGAACAGUUAAAAAAUGAAUUAAAUAGAAAUGGAAUGAUAUCAGAAGAAAUGAGGCAGCUGGCUUUAAAUUUAUGUAUAGAACUGAAUUCCUUAAAAACCAAUAAUAACAACGAAGAACUGAUUAAUUUAAAUAUCAUAGUUUCGAAAUUGCAAGCUGAAAUAGCAAAUAAAGAAAUAAAUUUUGAAGCCGCUUGAAAAGAAUUAGCAUUUUAUAAAGAAAAAUCAGAGAAUUUAGAACACGCUUUACUAGAAAUUAAACAAGAAAACCAAUAUUUACAGUCAAAAUUAUACAGAAUUGAAGAAGAGCACCAAAAGAGUCAGUUUCAUAUUCUAAAGCUGUCAGAUUAUAUAGACGAAUUAGAAGGAAGAGCAGCCCAAAAUGCUUUAAAGCUUGAAUCUGCAUAUGAAAAAAUUUCUUUCCUUACAAAAUCUUACGAUGAGAAUAAGCAUAUUGAAAAUGAGAGAAACAAUCUAAAAGAAGUUACUGAACUUUUAAGUGAAGAAAAAAAUAUUUUAGAAAAAGAAAACAAACAAAAAGAUGCUAAAAUUAAGCAGCAAAACAGCAAGAUAGCAAGCACCGAGAAGCAACUUGCUGAGCAGUCUGAUACGUUGUCUUUAAAAGAACAAAUUAUUGUUAAUGCAAAUAAGCAAAUUGAAAUUCUUAACUCACUCCAUCCUAAUCAAAGAACGCCUUUGAAAAUUGCAUAAAAAUUGGAAAAUUAAUCUCCAUCCUUUAUUAAACGAUUUUCAUAUAGCCAAGCGUCCAUAUCCCUUCUUAAAUCAAGCUAUCUCUUAAAUAGAUCUUAGAGAUUAUACCUACAAUCGCUUCUGUGCAAUUUUAAUGUGAUUAGUGUGACUGCUUAUAUAUUGAGUACUUUAUCUUUUGUGAUAACUCAUAAAAUUAAUUAUAUGAAAAUUUAAUAUAAAUUUUUAUGUUAUUAAAAUGUCUAUAUCCAAUCUCCUUUCUAAAUCUAACAAUAGCAAUCAGUGAAGGAGUAAGAAAAAGCUUUUAUCAUCUCCUCCUCGUAAUAAGCAGGUUCCUAAUGAAGAUUAUGACACGAUAAAAAAGAAAGUCGAAAAUUUAGAGAGUCAAAUUAAGCUUUUAAAAGAAGUCAUAAAAGGGCUUCAAAGUGACAUAAAACGAAAGCAGCAAGAGAUAAGCAAACUUAGAAAAGCUAACUCAAUUAGGCACUCUCCAAUCCAAAAUUUCUCCCCACCUCGGGACUGAAACAUUCAUUCUUUUAUUCAAGAAACUGAAGCGAUGCUCCAUAUGCCAGAUUUAGAUGAGCUGAACAGAGAAUCGCCUUUUGUUCGUAAAAAAAACGCUUUAAACAUCUUCAAAAUUUCUUCGCCUAUUAAACAAAAAUCAAAAUUCGAUAUAAGGAAAUCAGACUUUUAA